Patella vulgata (common limpet) is the source of this 1768-nucleotide messenger RNA. RefSeq names its product sulfotransferase 1C2. The transcript is spliced from 6 exons. The record is from RefSeq and is a predicted model, not a curated record. Gene Ontology annotation, biological process: sulfation. NCBI's taxonomy places the organism in Eukaryota, Metazoa, Mollusca, Gastropoda, Patellidae. Gene Ontology annotation, cellular component: cytoplasm. Gene Ontology annotation, molecular function: sulfotransferase activity. The coding region runs from base 228 to 1088 and encodes 286 amino acids.
GGCAGUCCGAGAAAAAUAACAAAUGUAGUUAUAGGUCAUCGAUGGAGUUAAUACACGGGAUGCAUUUAAUAGAGGUCAAAGGUCAUAUAAGUAAACCAUAUUUAUUAUGUACUUUAUCUACCAGUGGUAGUAGACUACAACUGUAAUACAUAUUCACGCGACCUACUUUACAUAUUGAGGGAGAGAAGGAUAAAAUUGACUAUAAGCAGCUACAGUUUAAAGACAUAAUGGCCUUAGUUAAAAUACCAGAUGAAGCGGGGAAAACGAUCGCAUUUAUAGAAUUAAAUGGCCGAUUGUUACCCCAGUUUGAUAUAGAUUGUCUGGAGAAUGUUCCUAGUUUACCUUUAAGAGAUGAUGACGUAUUAGUCUGCGCGUUUCCUAAAUGUGGUACACAUUGGUUAUUUGAGAUCAGUCGAAUGUUAAAACAGAAUACCACAAAUGUACCGGUCCAGCCUAAAGAUGAUUUUAUGAUAGAAUUUAUACCGCAGAAAACUCUGGCCUCACUACCUUCACCUCGUAUCCUCAAUUCACAUUAUCGGUUCCAAUACCUACCUUCAGAUUUAAAGAAGAAAAAAACUAAAAUAAUUUACAUCAGACGCAACCCGAAAGAUGCCGCCGUGUCAUUUUAUAACCAUUCGAAAAAGUUGUCCAAGUAUUAUGAAUAUGAUGGAGAAUUUAAGGAUUAUUUAAAACUGUUCGUGGAUGGAAAAGUUGAUUAUGGCAGUUGGUUUGAAUAUGUAAAGGAAUGGGAACAAAUUAUAUCUACGUCAGAUUUACCAAUUUUAGAAUUGACAUACGAAGGCAUGAAGGAGGACCCUGUCGGAGGAAUAAGAAAGAUAUCUGAGUUUUUAGGCACGACACCAACAGAAGAACUGAUUCGAGAUAUACAUGAUAAGUGUAGUUUCUCUAGCAUGUCGCAACGUAAAGGUCAUUUUACCGGAAUGGUUGAAGGUCAAUCUAUUAUGUAUAGAAAAGGUGAAGUGGGUGAUUGGAAAAACUGGUUUACUGUAGCCUUGAAUGAGUGGUUUGAUCAGAUCUACGCCCAGAAAAUGUCAGAUUCGAAAUUACAAUUCAAAUAUUCAUUAUGAUGAUUUAAACUACAACUGCACAGUGUAAUAAUAGCUAUAAUUUUAAAUAGCUGUAUUAGAUUACAACAGUCUUCAUUGUGAUUUUGCUUCAGUGAAUUUAAAUGGACUUAUCGUUCCUUUCCGUUCCGCCAGUUAAGAAACGAAAUGAAAUGAAAUAGGUUUAACGUCCUACUGUUCUGCUCCGAACUGGGUUAAUGAAGACGGGAAAUUUUGCCCGGACAGCGGUCUUACGGUCUACUCUUAUAUCGAAUUCCAACUGUCUAGGGAUCUUGUUUGUGCAAGCCAGUGUGUACACGGAACCUCGGGUUUUCGUCCCACCCGAACGACUAGACAGCUGUCCUUGUCAGGCCCUCCAUCCUGCAUCACUGACAAGGGGGAACCAGCUAGCGAGCCAGCGUCUUAACAAUUAGCCACCGUGACACCCCCGGGGGGUUAAGAACAUCUGAUACAAGUUUACUAAAGAUACACCAGCCGCAGAGUAACAUAUCAUCUGAUAGAAACCUUCUUACGAUAUCGUCGCCAGAUAAGAUCAUUUGAUAAAAUCUUACAAACGAUAGCUUCCGUGGGUUACAGUCAUCUGACAAAAGCCUUCUAACGAUACCCUCCACCGGUUAAGAUCAUCUCUGAUAAAAGCUUACUAACGACACCUUCAGUCAGUUAAGAUCACUGAUAAAAGCCUA